UUCCAUUGAUUCAACUCCGGAAACAGAAGCACCAACAAAUCGAACAUUCGACUUUUGUUUUUUGCUCUGAAGUUGGAAAUCAGCCUUAAUGCGGAUUCCCGCCGACGAAGUCAAUAGCACAAUCCAAAAUGCACAAAGAAAACACACGUAUACGGUGUGGGGCAUUCCACCAGAUCACAUCGUACAAAGGAUCAAGAAGAUAAUGGAGCCCCUCCGAGCUGAGUUUGGUGGGCCCGAGAUAGAGCCCCACAUUACCGCCGUAGGGUCUGUCCUUUUGACGCAUGACUACGCGGUCAAACAAUUUAUAAAUGGUUGUGAAAAUAUAGAACCCUACACUUGUGAAGUUGAUCAGGUGGUUACUCGCAAAUUCUACUACCAACCUGUCUCCCUCCUCUUUCAUCCAUGUCCAUGGCAGGUUGGACACUUUGGUGGUUAUCUACAUCGCUGUAAUUCUCAUAUGCCGCACUUGAGCCUCCUUUAUGGAAAUUUGACAGAGGAAGAAAGGAAAAGAGCUCUAGAAAAGGUUACUGAGCUGGACGACAGCAUUGCUAGCCUCAAGUUCACCAUAAGUCACCUUGUUUUGUACAAAACCCACAAUGAAGCUAGAGAUCAACAUUCUUGGGAGAAGGUUAUGGAAUACAACCUCCGACAGCGCAAUUAGCUAUAGUUCUCCCCAGUGAAUUCUUAACUAUAUAUAUAGUUUGCAAAAAGAUGAGUCCCUGUUUCUCUUGCCUGACCAACUACACCAAAAUGUUAAAUUUUCAUCUCAUAAAAGGCUCAGAUGGGCUUCUUGCCAACUU
Molecule: messenger RNA, 800 nt
Organism: Rosa rugosa (rugosa rose)
Lineage: Eukaryota; Viridiplantae; Streptophyta; Magnoliopsida; Rosales; Rosaceae
Product: cyclic phosphodiesterase-like
Exons: 4
Coding region: 89-661 (190 amino acids)
Biological process (GO): cyclic nucleotide metabolic process
Molecular function (GO): 2',3'-cyclic-nucleotide 3'-phosphodiesterase activity
Source: RefSeq, a predicted model, not a curated record